This is a messenger RNA of Misgurnus anguillicaudatus (oriental weatherfish), 2158 nucleotides long. It is a transcript of the gene agk, whose product is annotated as acylglycerol kinase. Gene Ontology annotation, cellular component: cytoplasm; membrane; mitochondrion. The record is from RefSeq and is a predicted model, not a curated record. Gene Ontology annotation, molecular function: ceramide kinase activity; ATP-dependent diacylglycerol kinase activity; acylglycerol kinase activity. Lineage: Eukaryota; Metazoa; Chordata; Actinopteri; Cypriniformes; Cobitidae. Gene Ontology annotation, biological process: ceramide biosynthetic process; sphingosine biosynthetic process; phosphorylation.
AGGGGGGCUGAAUUUGUUGUUGGACUGCUCGUGCUUUGGAUGAACCAUGGAAUGUCAACGGUAACGAUUUACAUGCAGCAUUGAAGGGAAUUUUCUUUUGUAGUCUUGUACCAUUAAUUGGACAUCUAAAAAGCAAAUUUCCUUAAAAAAAAUGGCUCGUGUGGUUAAAGUGUUUCGGACUCUACGGAAUAACUGGAAAAAGUCCACGUUUGCUGUGUGUCUGCUGUCAUAUGGGGGACACUGGCUGUAUGGAAAGCACUGCGACAGUAUACUACGACGGGAAGCUUGUUUAGAGGCCAGGGAGUUUGGUCGACAAUUAAUUGGACCUCAGGAGCAUUUAAAGAAAGCCACUGUAAUUCUUAAUCCUGCUGCCUGUAAAGGGAAAGCAAAUAGUUUGUUUGAGAAGAAUGCAGCUCCCAUUUUACACUUGGCUGGUGUGGAGGUUAAAAUUGUGAAGACAGAUUAUGAAGGCCAGGCAAAAAAGCUGAUGGAAUUGAUGGAUCAAACCGAUAUGCUGAUUAUUGCUGGUGGCGAUGGGACGUUACAAGAGGUAAUAACUGGCCUACUUCGCAGAGUUGAUGAGGAGACCUUCAGUAAAAUACCAAUUGGUUUUAUUCCUCUGGGUUCCAGUAACACCCUGAGUCAGAGCCUUCAUUUAGUUUCAGACAACAAAGUGCAACACAUUACAACAGCAACUCUGUCAAUUCUUAAAGGCGAAACGGUCCCACUGGAUGUUCUGCAGAUAAAGGGUGAAAAGGAGCAGCCAGUGUUUGCCCUGUCAAGUUUACGCUGGGGUGCAUUUAGAGAUGUUGCUUCUAGUAUCAGCAAAUAUUGGUAUCUUGGACCCUUAAAAACAAGGGCAGCACACUUGUUUAGUACACUUAAGGAGUGGCCACAGAUUCACCAGGCCUCCCUGUCCUAUCUGGGUCCUGUACCACGACCACCUGACCUGCCUGCUGAGAAACCGUCGCGGCCCAACCUUUUCUACCGCAUCCAUCGCAGACUCAAGAAUUACUGGAACCCACCUAUAGAAGAGACACCAAAAGAGCCAGAGCCUGAGAGAUGGGAGAACAAAGAGAUCUCCACAGUGGAGCUGUCAGUUUGCACACACAAUAAAAACCCUGUUAUAAGACGUGUGAAUGAUUCCAUGCUGAUAACUUUGGAGACAGACAGCCUUACUGUUGGCCAGUUUAUCACAGAGGGAACCAAGAAAGCUGUGGACCCAAUGCAGUCUACAGAAAAUGCUUUGCAGCUAGAAGCGAGUGCUGCCUCUCUCAAUCUCCAAAAGGAGGGCGCCGGCUUUUAUGACAUUGACAAUGAGGAAUAUGAGGCAAUGUCUGUGGAAGUGAGACUGCUGCCUCGGAAACUGAGGUUCUUUUGCAAUGCAGAGCGUAAAGAGCAGCUUGCACAGGCUUUAUGAGGACAGUCGGACAGUUAUGUAAACAUGUGGACAGUAUGAAGACUGCUGAACCUUUGAGAUUAAGACUGGAAGAAAGAAACUGGAUAACACAGUCGAGUCAAAGUAACUUUAAAGGGAUAGUUCACCCCAAAAAUGAAAAUUCUGUUUUCAUGUACUCAUCUCCAAGUUGUUUCAUACCUGUUUAAAUUUCUUAGUUCUGCUGAACACAAAUGAAGAUAUUUCAAAGAAUGUGUAAGCAGAUUUGGGGCAUUGUUGACUUCUAUAGUAGGAAAAAAAUAAUACUAUGGAAGUGAAUGGUACACCAGAUCGGUUUGGUUAAUACAAUUUUUUUUUAAAAUAUCUUAAUUUGUGUUUUAGAUGGACUUUAAGAUGUUGUAAAGGGUUGACUACACAUGUGUCAUCACAUGUGAUGAAAAAAACAUUAUUCUUCAUUCUUUAUUGGAACCUGUAAGGAUUUCAAAUGUGUUAAGGUAACGUUUUACCUCACAAAAAUAGUGUUUGUGGUUUCAUCUGAGAAGUGGUACAUGCUAAUGGUUUGUAACUUAGAAACUUUUAAACAGAGUGAAUGGGGAAAGAAGAAAGAAAAUCCAGGCUGGUUUACAUUAAAUGUAAAUGUAACGGUAUGUUAUUAUGAAAGUGCAAAAACAGCACUAGAACCUGCCAUGAAAACCUAAAAAAUAUAACAUUAUGUUGCAAUUGUCUUGCCAGAGAAGACCAAAAUAAAUGUCGUUAUCAUUA